AAUUAGGGUUUUCUCCCACAAGCACAGAAAAAGGAGGGAAAACCCUUUCCCACAAUAACAACCAACAAGCAUUCCUUCAUUGUCUCGGCUCUGAAAGUUCACUCUUUCCUUCCAUUUUCAUUUUGUUGACGGCAAACAAGGUUAUUUUUUUUUAUUUUUGGUUGACGGAAAAAAAAGGUUAAAUUUUUUGAAUUUAUGUUUAUAUGUGUGUGUAUAUAUAUAUGUUGUUUAGCACAAAGCCUGUUCUCAACUUAGCUUUAAAUCGAUUUUUCAGCUUAAGUUUAGUUUAAUUCGAGUUCUGUCAAUUUUGGGUCUGCCAAACUCCACAAAACAGAGUUCCCCAGUUUAUUUAUUUUUUGCUCUUUCUCAUUUUCUCGGAGACCAAACACUGGAUUAUGUCAUGCAUUGUCGUUGUGACCCAUUAAUCCUUCAGUUAAUUGUUUUGGGUUGAUACCCUCGAGUAUUUUCCCAGCAAUGAAAUUUUGCACGGUUCGUGUAGGAAACACUCCACAGAGGUUUUGCUGUAGGGUUUGGUUUUUGUAUCAAUUUAUGAGCUUUUCUUCAUCUUGUGCUGCUGAAACUCUGUAUUUCAGUGAAGAAAUCAAUACCCAGGAGCCCAAUUACAUGGAAUUACAGCGUAGAAUGCAGUCUUAUGCUACCUCUGGUUCCAUUAGUAAAGCUCUCGAGACUUUGAGUUUCAUGAGGAAUGUGCCUGGUAAACCGACCGUUCAUGAUUACAAUGCUUUAAUCUGGUGUUAUGUCAAAUCCAACAAUUUGUUAUUGAAAGAGUUGGUUGGAGUGUAUGUUGCAAUGAAAAGAUUUGGGCCAUUGCCAAAUGCAUCAACAUUCAAUAUUCUCGUGAAUGGGAUGCUUUUGCUUGGGAAUUACAAAGAUGCCUUCGUUAUUUCGGAGGAGAUGUAUAAAUGUGGGUUCAAACCUUCAUUUGUUUCGUUGAUGAAAUUGUUGAAGAAGUUGCUGGAAUCGGGGAGUGUAGUGGAUUCUCUUGGUGUAUUGGAAUUUAUGCUGAGGUUGGACUAUUUCCCGACCGAAAACAUUUUAAAUCUGUUAAUGGUUAGGCUAUGCAAAGCUGGGAUGAUUCGUGAGGCAUUCUUCAUUUUGUCUAUUGUUAUAGGUAAGGGCAAUUAUCCUUGUGCUUCUACUUACACUCCAAUAUUAUGGGAUUUGUGCAAGUCUGAUAAGAGUUACACUGCUUUGUCAUUGUUUUAUUCUUUGAAGAAGAGAGGCGUUGUGCAUAAUACGUGCUCAUAUACAGCUUUGGUUUAUGGGUUUAGUAGGGAAAAGUUAUGGAAAGAGGCAUUUUGUUGUUUAAAUGAAAUGCAAGCUGUUGGGUGUAAGCCCAAUGUGAUUACAUACACUACAGUUAUUAAGUUUCUUUGUGAUGACAGGAAAAUUGAUGAGGCAUUAGGCCUAUUGGACAAGAUGGAAAAGGAAGGAUGUGAUCCAGAUUUAGUCACAUACAAUAUAAUUAUCCGUGAACUUUGCCAUCAAAACAGGAUGGUUGAAAUUGUUGAUCUUGUCGAGGUUAUUGAUCGAAAGGGAUUUUGUCCCGAUUCAUACACACAUGCGGCUUUGGCUGGAGGUCUAUUGAAAGGAGGCAGAGUAGGACUUGCUAAUAAGCUCUUACUAGAUGUUAUUUCACGGGGCUGUACUGUGGAUGUUGCUGUUUACAACAUUUACUUCAACACUUUAUGUCAUGAGAAUAGAUCAGGCAAAGCAGUAUCUGCGUUGAAGAGUAUGAUGGAAAAAGGUUUUCGACCAAAUAAUGUGUCAUAUAACACAAUUUUGAAAGGCAUUUGUGAGGAUAACAGUAUUGAUGAAGCUCUUGAGGUUUUCGACCGCAUCAAGUGGGCUAAUAAUGGGCCUGAUCUGGUUUCCUUCAAUACAAUCUUGUCUACAGCAUGCAAACAAGGAAAUUCCUCUAUGGUUCGAAGGAUCCUGUAUCGUAUGGAAUAUGAUGGUUUUAAACUCAAUGCUGUUAGUUCGACUUGUUUAAUUCAGUACUUUUGUACAGUUGGGAAGAUUCCAGAGUGCUUAAAGCUAUUGGAAUCCAUGGUGGGUAAUGGUCCUACUCCCACUAUAGUAACUUUUAAUACUCUUAUAAGUUACCUUUGCAAGAAUCGGUUGCUUGGAACAGCAUACAGGGUAUUCAAAUAUAUGAAAAACACUGGAUUUUUACCUGACAUGUUUACCUAUAAUAUUCUUAUACUUGCUUCCAUAAAAGAUGGCAAUGAUAUGCUGGUGGAUCAUUUGUCGACAGAUAUGUAUAGCCAAGGAUUAGAACUGGAUGCUGUUACAUAUGGGUCCUUUAUUUAUGGCCUUUGCAAGGAAGGCAAGAUACCAGCUGCUCUCCAGCUGCGCGAUCAAAUGCUUGAGAAUGGGAUCAUUCCAAGUAUUGCUGUUUACAAUACGAUAUUAGAGGCAAUGUUCAAAAGAGGUAAGUUUUGGGACAUUAUCUCAUUGUUGAAAGAGAUGGUUAGGGAUGGGUGUGAACCUAAUGUAGUUACUUAUGAUAUUCUAAGCCGGGCAAGGUCAAAAGGUUGGAUGAAGAAAUUCCCUAGGGCUGCAAAACUUAUGGAGUUUGUGAUAUGUGGUAAUUGUGAAAAGGAGACAUAUCAUGGAGAGAUGACACUAAUUGACAAAGAGAAUUGAAGCGUUGUCAUUGAUUAUGUUAUCACACACCCUAAUCCUCUUAGCCGAAUCCAGCUUUGUCUUGGGCGAGUUCGAUGUAAGCAAGAUUCAAAAACAUCACAACAGGUAUUUCACCCUUCAUCUGUGUACCUUUGACUACCAGCCGUGGGGGAUCCAUCAUAAAGAGGGACAAUAAGCCAAAGAGUAGAUAUACUAUGUUGGGCACCAUUGUCAUCCUAAUCUUGUAAAACUGAUUCCCUACUGCUUAAAAUGAUGAGCAUAGAGUUUUGAUGUAUGAGUUCAUGCCUAAGGGUGGCAUUGUGUAUCAUUUAUUAACAGAGGUCUUACUUUCGCAAUUCCUUGGGGCCUCCAAAUGAAAGCUGCUCUUGAUGCGACAUAGGAUGUUGCCUUUCCUAACAGUGCCGAAACAAAAAUUUCUUGUUGGGACUUCAUGAGUUAUGCUUCCUGCUUCACUUACUAUAACUGGAACUCCAAACUUAUAAAAAUUUUGGGUUGGCAGACAGCCAACUGGCAAUAGGUUCCAUAUCAGCACUAGGGUCAUGAUGCUCUGGAGUACCUAUCCACCUACAGGUCAUCAAUAAAGCUUCGGAGCUGUUCUAGAAAUUUUCCUGGUAAACGAGUAACAGACAAGAACUGCCAUCUGGAGAAAAGACCUACAAGUGGGCGAGGCCUUUCCUUGACAAAAAAUGUUCUGGAUGUCCGUUGCAAAGGCCAUUACUCACUUGGUCGGCCCCUAAUGGCAGCUAACCUAUCACUUCAAUACCUAUCAAAAGAACAAAAGUUGUGGCAGAGCAUGAAUGAGGUGGUACAGCUUUAGAGCAGCUUCGGGACACAAAAGUGUAUGGUGAAAAAGAUACUCAAAAAGACCAGUUAAGUCGUGAGGACAAUUCCAAGUGUGGACCUAUGUUCUGUAGAAGUGCAGAGGGAUGUCAUGGAAUAACUCGCAACACUAGGGAAAUAUAGUUACAUUAAUGAUGAGCACGGGAGUUUUUUUGAAGGAUUGUGGUACGAGUGAUUGGUUUGUGUAGCAUUACUUUUUAUUCAUAGGAUACUGGGCUUAUUCAUCUUUCUUUUCCUUUGCAAUGGAAUUUAACAGCGUUGGCUUAUCUGUUAUGUUUGUGAUGCCGGACCUUGCUGAAGCCCAACCAACCUGGAAUUAACUGGCCUUAGUUUUCAGAAAGUGUGAAAUGCGAUUUUAGCCAAAGUAUAUGGUGUCAGAGAGAGAGGGGUAACGCUGCUUUCCUGACCCAGCCUCUGCUUAAUAGGGGAUUCUUGUGCACUGGGUACGACAGUGUUUACGGUGUCAGAGCUGACCUCAAAAUCUGCCCCUGAGAAGUAUUUAGUUCAGCCCUAUGUUAAGAAAAAUGAGUUCUUGUUAUCCUUACUCUUGUCUCUUGACUGGAUUCGUAAGGUUGGCAGGCUUAUUCUGUUGCCAUUGUUGGAAGCUGUUGUUGCGCAUACAUUAUUCGAGUAUAUUGGGUAACAGUGAAAUAUUGUUUAAGAACCUCAAAGACCUUGACUUAAUGUUUAAUGUCAGAAAAUUUCACAAAUGAACUCUGUUUAUGCUUGUUCUCCUUUUCUUUUUGUAUUUUGUUGACGACGACAAUAUGUUGAGACCUUGAUUGAAUGUAAGGGAAAAAAAUUUACAGAUGAA
Messenger RNA from Cornus florida, 4324 nucleotides. Its product is annotated as pentatricopeptide repeat-containing protein At1g63330-like. The coding region runs from base 475 to 2670 and encodes 731 amino acids. The transcript has 6 exons. Gene Ontology annotation, molecular function: protein binding. The record is from RefSeq and is a predicted model, not a curated record. NCBI's taxonomy places the organism in Eukaryota, Viridiplantae, Streptophyta, Magnoliopsida, Cornales, Cornaceae.